Messenger RNA from Sphaerulina musiva SO2202, 1027 nucleotides. Its product is annotated as ABC transporter. The coding region runs from base 1 to 858 and encodes 285 amino acids. The record is from RefSeq and is a predicted model, not a curated record. The transcript has 3 exons. Gene Ontology annotation, molecular function: ATP hydrolysis activity; ATP binding. Lineage: Eukaryota; Fungi; Ascomycota; Dothideomycetes; Mycosphaerellales; Mycosphaerellaceae.
AUGGUCCAAAAAGCCGACCAGAAACCUCCCACCAUUACGGUGAAUAACCUCUCCUACCUCUUCCCAGAUGGAAGUGCAGGUCUACAAAACGUCUCACUCGACCUCCCUGCCGGUGCACGUUGUCUUCUCAUAGGCGCAAAUGGCGCGGGCAAGACAACACUCCUCCGCCUCCUGAGCGGAAAACGCAUGGCCCCAGCAGAUACGGUGUAUGUCGCAGAUAUCGAUCCGUUCGCCACGGGCCUCGAAGGCGUGACCUACUUGGGCCUGGAAUGGGUCCUCAAUCCCAUUGUCCGCAGCGACAUUGCUGUUCCUGAGCUGCUCAAGUCUGUGGGCGGUGACCACUAUCCGGAACGAAGAGAUCAGCUCGUAAAGAUCCUCGAUGUGGAUCUUUCGUGGCAUCUUCAUGCCGUUUCGGAUGGCGAACGGAGAAGGGUGCAGCUUUGCAUGGGCUUACUCCGUCCCUGGACGGUUCUGCUUUUGGAUGAAAUCACCGUUGACUUGGACCUCUUAUCUCGACACAACUUUCUGCAGUUCUUGAAGCAGGAAACCGAGUCGAGGCAAUGCACUAUUGUCUACGCCACUCAUAUUCUGGACAAUCUGGCUCAGUGGCCAAGUCAUUUGGUUCAUAUGUCUCUCGGUAAGGUGAAGAAGUGGGGCGCAAUUGACACUUUCACUGUACCGAAGACGGAUGGUGGUGAAGAAGGAAACAGUCGCUUGGGCCAAUUGGUGAUGGGUUGGUUGAAAGAGGAUCUCGCAGAGCGGGGGCCGAGAAACCAGCCGCGCAGUGACGGGAAAACGUACGAGAGCCAUGAGGGAAAGGGAGGGUAUGGGCACGAGACCUACAAGAAGGAUUCUUGAGAAGGCAUAAGCAGUACGACUGGUGAUGGAGCUCGGCCAAAGAAUCGAGCGUCGAUUCAGGUUGGCAGGGAGAAAUGGCAGGACAGCGCGAUUCAACACGACGACAAUUAGACCCAACAGUAGCGCUGGUGUUCAACAGAUAUUCAGGAUGCAUGAAGUGUGGUUUCCC